AUGGCAGGAGCCAGAUUUUCUCAGGAUGAGUUCAUGUGUUCAUUGUGUCUGGAUUUCGUGAAGGAUCCAGUGACCAUCCACUGUGGACACAGUUACUGUAAGAGCUGUAUUACAGACUGCUGGGAUCAGGAGGAUCAGAAGAGAGUCUACUGCCCUCAGUGCAGACAGACCUUCAGACCAAGACCUGCUUUAGCUAAAAACACCAUUCUGGCUAGAAUAUUGAAGAAACUGAAGAAGACUAAACUUCCUGCUGACUGUUACGCUGGAGCUGGAGAUGUGCAGUGUGACGUCUGUACUGGAAGAAAACACAAAGCCGUCAAGUCCUGUCUGGUGUGUCUGAACUCUUACUGUCAGAAUCACCUUGAACAACAUGAGAGUUUGUUUAAAGGAAAGAGACACAAUCUGACUGAAGCCACUGGACGACUGCAGGAAAUGAUCUGCCAGAAACACAACAAAAUCGUUGAGGUUUUCUGCCGCACUGAUCAGAAGUGUAUAUGUGUGCUGUGUAUGGAUGAACAUAAAAAUCACGACACUGUAUCAUUUGCAGCGCAGAGGACAGAGAAACAGCACCAGCUGAAGAAGACGCAGAGGUCGUUCCAGCAGAGGAUCCAGCAGAGAGAGAAAGAUCUUCAGCAGCUGAGAGAGGCUGUGGAGUCUCAUAAGCGCUCUGCACAGACAGCAGUGGAGGACAGUGAGAGGAUCUUCACUGAGCUCAUCCGCUCCGUUAAGAGAAGCCGCUCUGAGGCCACACAGCGGAUCAGAGAUCAGGAAAAGACUGCAGUGAGUCGAGCUGAAGGACGACUGGAGCGACUGGAGCAGGAGAUCAAUGAUCUGAGGAGGAGAGAUGCUGAGCUGGAGCAGCUUUCACACACACAGGAUCACAUCCAUUUCCUGCAGAGUUUCCAGUCUCUGUCAGCUCCUCCUGAAUCUACAGAUGUAAAUGACGAUCUCUUCAGUUCUCUCUCCUCUUUUGAUGUCGUUAGAGAAUCUGUCCAUCAGCUGAGAGACAAACUGGAGGAUUUCUGCAAAGAGGAGCUGAAGAAGAUCUCUGACAGAGUCACUUUCACCAACAUUGUUCCCAGGACCAGGAACAACUUCCUACAAUAUUCCCAUCAGCUCAAUCUGGAUCUGAACACAGUGAAUAAACGCCUCUGUCUGUCUGAGGGGAAUAGAGUGAUUACUUACGCUGUCACACUCCAGUCGUAUCCUGUUCAUCCAGACAGAUUUGAUGUGUAUCCUCAGGUGUUGUGUAGAGAGAGUGUGUGUGGACGCUGUUACUGGGAGGUUGAGUGGAAUGGGUAUGAUGUGCGUAUAUCAGUGUCAUAUAAGAGCAUCAGCAGGAAGGGAUCGGGUAAUGUGUGUUUGUUUGGAUGUAAUAAUAAGUCCUGGAGUUUGAUCUGCUCUUCCUCCAGAUACUCAUUCAGACACAAUGACAUAGAGACUGAACUCCCUGUAAAGUCCAUCAUCAGUAGAAUAGGAGUGUAUGUGGAUCACAGUGCAGGAACUCUGUCCUUCUACAGCGUCUCUGGAGACACAAUGAGCCUCAUCCACACAGUCCAGACCACAUUCACUCAACCGCUCUAUCCUGGGUUUUGGGUUGGUUUUAAAUCAUCAGUGAACUGUGUUGAUGAAUCAGAAUAGACUGUAGAUUCUACCAAUGAGAUUCUACCCAUAAUGCUUUGAGCUCAUGAUGAAUCAGUAACAGUGAGAUGUUAUAGAGUCUCUUAUACUACGGGUCUGUUGAAUGCUCGAAUCUGAUUGGUUGACCAACGUUCUAAGGUGUGCAGUUAUUUUCAGGGAGACGCACGGCUAAAGUAGUUCUAGCAGGUCUUGACCGCAUUACAGUUUCAUAUCACUUCGCCAAAUGUUUUCAGUUAUUUCAAUAGGUCCAGCCUACAACCGCAAAAGAACCAAAACCCACAACAGUACCGACCAAGCAAAUAAAUAUAGUAAACAAUAGGAUGAAAACGACAAAUAAUUGUAUCCUUAAAGCGUGUACACUCUCGCACACACUCUUUCAAACGUACACAUGACAGGUAACGUUAGCCUACUGUAUAGUACGGACACACACUCAAACAGAAACGUUUAGUCAGUGCUGUCCUGACGAAUUAAUCAGUAAAACAGUUUAGCAACCAGUGCUGGGGAAGCUACUCUGAAACUAUAGUUUGACAAGCUACAAGCUACUCAUGAAUUAAAAUAGUUCAAGCUACCCUUCUGAAAAAGUAGUUAGCUACUGGUGCAUCCAAAAUGGUCAAUAUUCAUAUUCAUGCAUUUCAUGUUAAUCAUUUUAUCAAUUA
Molecule: messenger RNA, 2297 nt
Organism: Ctenopharyngodon idella (grass carp)
Lineage: Eukaryota; Metazoa; Chordata; Actinopteri; Cypriniformes; Xenocyprididae
Product: tripartite motif-containing protein 16-like
Exons: 6
Coding region: 1-1641 (546 amino acids)
Molecular function (GO): zinc ion binding; protein binding
Source: RefSeq, a predicted model, not a curated record